Talpa occidentalis (Iberian mole) is the source of this 2470-nucleotide messenger RNA. Its product is annotated as long-chain-fatty-acid--CoA ligase ACSBG2-like. The transcript has 15 exons. Gene Ontology annotation, molecular function: long-chain fatty acid-CoA ligase activity. The record is from RefSeq and is a predicted model, not a curated record. The coding region runs from base 341 to 2302 and encodes 653 amino acids. NCBI's taxonomy places the organism in Eukaryota, Metazoa, Chordata, Mammalia, Eulipotyphla, Talpidae. Gene Ontology annotation, cellular component: endoplasmic reticulum; membrane.
UGACAGGGACAGAAGGUUCUGGAAGGUCGAAUGGGAUAUUAGGCCUGUCCGGGAGGGAAACAGCUCAUCCUCCUGCCUUCCAUCACCCCCACCAUCCAGGCAGACCGUGACAAGGAGCAGUGAGUGCUCAGUUUUCCAGGAGGGGUCAAUUGUUUGUCAUCUUUGUGGAAGAACAAAACAUCUUGAGCAACCAGAUGACUCAGCUCCCAAAGCCUCGCUGUGAUGGGCAGAACCACAGCGUCUGGAGAGUAGGCAGUGCUGUGAAGAAUGAUCUCUGCAGACCUGGAAGGGUUGAUCCCCAACAACUCAAGAAGAGGUGGCUGAGGAACUUGAAGUAGAUAUGAGUGAUACAGAUGUUACUCCCCGGCUGUGGACCGUUCAUCAAGACAGGGAAGUUCUUCUGAGGCUGUCAAAACACGGUCCAGGCCACGAGGUCCCGAUGACCGUGCCUGAAUUUUUCCAACAGUCAGUGAAACGAUUUGGGGCUUAUCCAGCCCUUGCAUCAAAGAAGAAAGGAAAGUGGGAUCUUCUGAGUUUCAGCCAAUACUAUGAGGCUUGUCGGAAGGCUGCAAGAGCUUUGAUUAAGCUGGGCUUGAGGCGCUUCCACGGAGUCGGCAUCCUGGGCUUUAACUCCAAGGAGUGGUUUAUUGCCUAUCUUGGUGCCAUCCUUGCAGGGGGAAUCAGUGUUGGCAUUUAUGCCACCAACUCUGCAGAUGCUUGUCAGUACGUCAUUGCUCAAGCCAAGGUGGACAUCCUGCUGGUUGAAAACGACCUACAGCUAAAGAAAAUCCUUUCGAAUGCGCGGCACAUGAUGCAGACCCCGCUCAAAGCAAUCGUCCAGUACAAGAACCCGUUGACGGAAAACAUCCUGAACUUGUACAACUGGGAAGAGUUUAUGGAACUCGGCAACAGCAUUCCUGAUAUCCAGCUGGACCAGAUCAUGGAGAGCCAGAAAGCCAACCAGUGUGCUGUGGUCAUCUACACCUCCGGCACUGGGGACUACCCCAAGGGAGUGAUGCUUAGCCAUGACAACAUCACAUGGAUGGCUGGGGCGGCAGCUAAGGACUGUGGCAUGAGUUAUGCCUCAGAAAGGCAGGAGUUGGUGGUCAGCUACCUUCCCCUGAGCCACAUUGCAUCUCAGAUGAUGGAUGUUUGGAUCCCCAUGAAGACUGGGGCUCUCAUCUACUUUGCUCAACCAGAUGCUCUCAAGGGUACGCUGCUCAGGACUCUGCAGGAGGUAAAGCCUACUGUCUUCCUGGGGGUGCCACGAGUUUGGGAGAAGAUGGAAGAGAAGGUAAAGGAAAGUAAUGCCAAGUCAUCAAAAUUGAAGAAGAAAGUGUUUUCAUGGGCAAGAGCUAUUGGCUUAAGGACCAACAUAAAAAGGAUGUUGGGGAGACAAGAGAUGUCUAUGAACUACCGCAUGGCUAAGGCCCUUGUGUUUAGCAGAAUCAGGAGUGUCCUCGGCCUCGACCACUGCCACUCUUGCAUCAGUGGGGCAGCACCCCUCAGCCAAGAGACCGCCGAGUUCUUUCUAAGCCUGGACAUACCUGUCCGUGAGAUGUACGGGAUGACAGAAAGCUCGGGACCCCACACCAUAGGCACCCCAGAAAACUACAAGAUUCUAAGCUGCGGCAAAACCCUGAGUGGGUGUAAGAGCAUACUGCACCAGCAGACGCAGGAUGGCACCGGGGAAAUCUGCCUCUGGGGCCGGCAUGUCUUCAUGGGCUACCUAGGAAAGGAGGAAAUGACCACGGAGGCCAUCGACGAGGAAGGCUGGUUACACUCUGGGGACUUGGGGAAACUGGACCAAGAGGGUUUCCUCUACAUCACUGGUCGCAUCAAAGAAAUCCUCAUCACUGCUAGUGGUGAGAACGUGCCCCCAGUCCCCAUCGAGAACAAGGUGAAGGAGAAGAUCCCCAUCGUCAGCAACGCCAUGUUAGUCGGAGACAAGCUGAAGUUCCUGGGCGUCUUGCUGACACUGAAGUGCGAAGUAGACGAGAGCGGAGAGCCGCUGGACAGGCUGACCUCGGAAGUCAUGAAGUUCUGCCGGAAACUGGGCAGCCCGUCCUGCACGGUGACGGAGAUCCUGCAGAAGCGGGACCCCCUGGUCUACAAGGCCAUCCAACAAGGCAUAAAUGCCGUGAACGAGGAAGCCAUCUCCAAUGCGCACAAGAUUCAGAGGUGGGCCAUCUUGGCAAAGGACUUCUCCGUCCUCGGCGGGGAGCUAGGUCCAACAUUAAAGUUUAGGCGAUAUUUCAUAACCCAGAAAUACAAAAAGCAAAUUGACGCCAUGUACCAGUGACCUCUUUGCUGGCGCUGCUCUCACCUGUCCCCAUGAGGACUGACUCGGACAUAAGAAAAGCCUUUGCAAGUUUGAAGAACUGGAUCCCCUUCCAGGAAGCAACUUGGACAUCCUUCCAAUAAGUUCUGAUAAUAAAGCCCUUCAGCCUCCUGUGUGCUGGUUCUUGGC